AUCCAAAGCGGACGACGACCGAUGUUAAAACAUCACACGGCAUUUACCGUCGCGCGUAAGGUCCGUCCAUCAGUCCGUCCGUAUCUCCCUCUAUCUCGGCCACCGCCGCCGCCGCCGCCGCCGCCGCCGACGAGGGUGCCGCCGCGUCGUACGCGCGUCUCUCGAGGAGACGUUUCUCGCUCACACACCGCCGCCGACAGAGAGUCUGCGUGGUGUACCUAUAUCCGUACCUACUCGUGUGCGCUCACCCCGACGCGCGUUUUAUAACGACGACAGUUUUUUUUUUUUGUUUAUUUUCACCGCGACCGCUCGUCUGUGGGCACAUGUUACAAUCAUAAUAAUAAUAGGUAUUUAACUAGUUAUUAUAAUAUUGCCUAUAUUGUUUUAUAUAUAUUAUUAUAUACGUUUCGAUACGAAUUUUUCGCGUGCGCCAAUGUGAUGCUGUUCAAAGGUAACAGUAGUCGCCUACAGUUACUCAUCGAAAAGAUACAGUCCAACAAUAAGGACAACAACGACGAACAAGACAUAGAAGAAGCACUGAGUGGCGCGGGCGAGGCGAGCACCGAAGAGGCAGCUUCGUCGUGGAGCUCGGCCGUGUCAGAGGACCACACGUCGCCGGACAGCUGCGCCACGAGCAACAGCCGGCCCGGUUCCACGGUCGACCACCGACGCGAUCGCCACAGCCGUCCACCGUCGUACGCCACGGCCGGCGCCGCUGCCGUCGCCGCUGUUACAGCCGCAGCGAACGCCACCGACACCAACCCGUACGCAUGCCAAUACUGCGACAAGACGUUUCCCCGGGGAAGCUAUCUGAAAAAACACGAACAGACUCAUGGAGAAUCAAUGCCGUUCAAAUGUCAAUUCUGCCGGAGGCUGUUCAAACACAAGCGCAGCCGAGACCGGCACGUGAAAUUACACACGGGGGACAAGAAGUACAARUGUACUCAAUGUGACCAUGCUUUUUCAAGGAGCGAUCACUUGAAGAUCCACAUGAAAACGCACGACAAUCAAAAACCGUUCCAGUGUACGGUUUGCAACAGAGGUUACAGCACGGCGGCCGCGCUCACGUCGCACAUGCAAAACCAUCACAAACGSGCUGCGGAACGGGCCAACUCGCCACAGAUAUCAGGCCCCUCGUACAAGUGCCUCCAGUGCACGCAGAUAUUCCGCAAACCCGACGAACUCCAGAAUCACACUGCGACGCAUCAUCUUGGGGAGCAACUUUCGUCCAACUCACGGAGCUCGAAACGUUCGACACCGCCAAAAACGCCYAACCAAUACAUUUGCAUGUACUGCACCAAAGAAGUGUCCAGCAUGGACGCGUUGCAACAACACUUCCAGACCAAACAUUCUGCGAUCGUCAAUGGCAAGCAGCAAGAGGACAUCUUCUCGGCCGUACCACCGGCGGCCGCGUUCCCGUGGCUCAACUUUGCCGACUCACCCGCCCUGGCCCUACCACCGUACUCGUGUAGGUUGUGUAUGAGCCAAUUCCCGUCCGUCACUUCGUUACAAAAACACUUUACGACCGCCCACUAUCUGAAUUCCGUCCUCAACAACAACAUACCGAACAACAAUAACAACAACAGCAACAACAACAACAACACCAACGGGUGCAAAAGUGGCGGUGGCGGCUUGGUGCCGAUGUUCAACUGGCCGGCAAUGUCUGGCGCAAACGGAUACCAUCACCACCGCCACUCGACGCCRGCCGGCGGUGGUGGUUUCUUGCUCGAGGAAACCGUUCAGACAGGUCCCACAGACUUGUCGCUGUCCUCAUCCAAGCACGGCGGCGGUAAGCACCAUCACACGUCAUCGGGCAAACACAAGUCGGCGGACGACCAGCGGAACCACGCGACCAGCAAAAAGUCCCGUUCGUCACCAGGACGCGAUCUGUCGGCGGCCGACCAGCAACGUCACAUAAAACAAGAACGCGUCGGUAGUCACAACGCGUAUGACAGCAAACACCUGCAGCAGCCGAGGCCGACCACGACUCGCCCGCCUUCGCAGUUAGGCAUCUCCAACCACAACAACAACAAUAACAACAACCACAGCAUUAACAACAACAGCAUUCACGCUGACAACAAGAUCCAAUUGCCGUGUCCGCAUUGUCAUCUGACGUUCGCGCUCUUCGAAGACUACCAGCAGCACGUUAUCGGGCACUUCCUGAUGGCCGCAGCCGAGUACUCGUGCCAGGAGUGUUCCACUUCGUUCGCCACGUCCGAACACGUCCAGAAACACCUGAUGGAAACGCACGCGCAGAACUUUUACCGGUGCAUGCUGUGCAAAGAAGUGUUCCCGACCAAGUCGGCGCUCAAAGUGCAUUUCAGCAUGAACCAUGGCAGYGAACACCGCAUGUUCCGCUGUAACAACUGCACGGGCCUGUCUCGGCCGCUGUUCCAGACGGAAAUCGAGUUCAUCGAUCAUUUACGCAACACCCAUUACUCCGCGAGAUCGCCUCCACCGGUCCAAGCGAACCUGAUGUUGAGGUGUUUGGUGUGCCACGCCACGUUUAACACGCAGUCCGACAUGGAACAACAUUUAGCUAGUCACUCCAAACAGUUCCAAUGCCAAUUCUGUUCGGAAGCGUUCCACAUCGAGUUYUUGUUGGACAGACACAUUCAAACGCAUCACAGUUCGAGCAUUUUGAGUCACCUUAAUCGGAACCACAGGGAAUCGCCGAGUUCCAUGUGCACGUCUCCAACGUACAUUUCCCGGACGUCAGACGGCAGUAAACAUGCGACGGAGAACGGGACGACCGCUUGUGAUAUAUGCGAGAAAAACGAUUUUCGAAAUGAGCUGGACCUAAUGGCCCACAAGAGGACGAUGCACCAGGUGAAACCUACAAAUCUUUCGACAAAAGUGAGCUUACAUUGCGCUUAUUGCAACGAAAACUGCAAAUCGAGAACAGAUCUGGAGAACCAUAUGAAAACGCAUUCGCAACACGGUUCUAAUGUCGGAAAGCACAAAUGCAACAUUUGUGACGAAAUCUAUCAAUCCGCGAUCAGCUUGGCCGAACACAAACUCACUCACUGCAAGGUGGCCACGAGUACCGUGUGCAGUCACUGCAAGAUGACGAUCGACAACGAGGAUCAGUUCCACCAUCACCUCCAGAAGCACUGCAACCCGGUGAACGCGAACGGCAACCAAGUGGCGUUUCCCACGUCUUGCAUCAUAUGCAGGCAAACGCUCGUGUCGGACAUCGAGGUGAAGGUGCACGUGCAUUAUCACCUGUCUCGGCUCAAGGAACCUCCGGCCGUGUGCGGCAACUGCAACCGGUACAAGCGGUCGGCGUCGUCCCCGUGCACCGGCUGCAACCCGGCCAGGAACAGCGGAUCGGAACGGUGUCCGGACUGCGGUGCGGCGUUUGACGCUUUCGGCGCGCUGCAACAUCACCUGACAACUGUCCACAGGAAACCGUUUCACUGUUUUAAGUGCAAGAUCGGGUUCGAGUCGCAGCAGGAGGCCACGAUCCACUUGGGCACCCACCUGGCCACGCUCAACGGUUCCGUGGACGGCAUCGAAUGCGGCCUGUGCCCGUGCGUUCUGCCCACGGCCAACAGCCUCCAGACGCACCUGAUCGAGCACACGUUCGCCGGCUGCAAGGCGUUCACUUGCUACCUGUGCUCGGCCAUAUUCACCGCACCCACCGGACUCCAGGCGCACAUGACCGUCGACCAUUCGGCCGAAACGCCGCCGUACGACUGCCCCAGGCCCGGAUGCCAGGCCAAGUUCUUCUUCACCGCCGAACUGGACAGGCACACGCUCGAGCACCAGGGACAGGACGUGCUGGCCAACAUGAACUUCUACAAAUAUCAAAACAAGCUGAUGUCCAUCUGCGAUAAGUUAUCGUUCAAGUGCGCAGAUUGUUAUCAGAGCUUUUUGACCCAAACCGACUUGCAGUGUCACGUGUAUGACCACCAUCGGCAGCAGAAAGACGCACCGCCGACGGGACCGGAAUCAAAAGACGUCAAACAGGAAAUGAGCGGAUGCGUGGUUAACGGUAACGCGGAUGAAUCACAGCUUUUGGGUGGAUGCGAACGGGCUGAUAACCCAAUCAAAGAGGAGGAAGAUGGGAACGAGGUGAACGUGAAAACGGAACAUCAUGAAAAGGACGACGAGGACGAAGAGAUGAUCGAUGUAGGUGUGAACAACCGUGGCGAAUYAAAGUCGGGAGACGAUGAAGAAGACGUGGACAUGCGUUGACGGAGUGUCGUCACUACUCGGCGUUUAGGAUGGAGUGUUCGUCAACCAGGCCCAAAAAUUUAUGUUGUUAUUCUCAAAUUGUAUUUCAAAAAGAAUAAUCACCUCAAAACGUAUUAAGACGAYAGACGUGUGAACUCGAUUUUUCCCCAGGGCCUCUCUGAAAUUGUUUCUUAUAUAUUAUAUUUCACCGUCAUAAUAAUGAUUUAUGAGAAUACAGUUAUUAUUAUUAUUAUUAUUAUGAUUAUUGUUUUUUAUUAUUGUUAUACAUACGCGCAAAUGAUACGCAUGAUAUUAGAGUAUAUUGUUUUUAAUAAGUAAAUUCGUAUUAUUGUUACAUAUUAUUAUUAUUAUUAUUAACGGGAUAAUAUAGUACACGUAAUACUCAGCGUGUUCUGUUUAUAUUACUAUUAUUGUAUGCAUUACAUAUGAUUGUAUACGUUGUAUUUACGGUAAAUAAUGCGCACACAUAAAGUUUUAGGUGGUGAAAUAUUAUUAUUAUUAUUAUGACCUCGUCGAGGAAUGAAUUAUAUUAUUCGAGAUAAAUUAUGUUAUCRCUUUCUUUUCGUACGUAUAUUAAUACUUUUUAGCGUUAUUGUUCAUAAUAUUAUAAAUAUAGUAUUAAACGAGUCUUACAUA
This is a messenger RNA of Diuraphis noxia (Russian wheat aphid), 4836 nucleotides long. RefSeq names its product zinc finger protein Lobe (gene L). Lineage: Eukaryota; Metazoa; Arthropoda; Insecta; Hemiptera; Aphididae. The record is from RefSeq and is a predicted model, not a curated record.